GGGACGAGGAGGACUCCGCUGCUUCUUUUAGCCGCCGGUGGUGUCUCGGAGUUGACAAGCAACCACGGUUCUUCUGGGUUUCCCCGUAAAAAUGGAGGAAAACACGGCCCCAUCCAACUCUUACAGACUCAGAUGCUCCAUUCCCGGCCACGAAAUGGACGUUCGGGGGCUCGCAGCUGCUGUUUUCUCGGAAGGAGCGUUCGUUUCUGUUUCCAGAGACCGGACCGGAAGGAUCUGGGUCCCAAACUCAAGCCCGGACAACGGUUUCACGGAGAUGCAAUGUAUGUCCGGCCACUCGAAUUUUGUAUCGUGCGUAUGCGUCAUCGCACCGAGUGAAAUGUACCCCCGAGGACUCAUCGCCACCGGGGGGAAUGAUAAUAACAUUUGCGUAUUCACAGUGGACCAACCACAGCCCUUGUACACUCUAAAAGGUCACAAAAACACAGUUUGUACUUUGUCUUCUGGUAAGUUCGGGACACUUUUGAGUGGCUCUUGGGACACCAGCGCCAAAGUGUGGCUGAGUGAGAAGUGCAUGAUGACGCUGCAGGGCCAUUCCGCGGCAGUGUGGGCAGUGGCCAUGUUGCCCGAACAAGGACUCAUGCUGUCUGCGUCGGCGGACAAAACCAUAAAGCUUUGGAAAGCCGGACAAUGCGAGAGGACAUUUACAGGCCACGAGGACUGUGUACGGGGACUUGUAGUCAUCAGCAGCACUGAGUUCUUCUCUUGCAGCAAUGACACCAGCAUCAGGCGGUGGCUGGUGACAGGCGAAUGUGCGCAGGUGUACUACGGCCACACAAACUACAUCUACAGCAUUGCCGUCUUCCCUAAUAGUCGAGAUUUUGUGAGCACAGGAGAGGACCGGACCCUGCGAAUCUGGAGGAGCGGGGAGUGUACGCAGACUCUCCGUCUGCCCACUCAGUCGGUGUGGUGCUGCUGCAUCCUACCCAAUGGCGACAUUGCUGUCGGUGCAAGCGAUGGCAUCAUCCGAGUGUUUACUGAGGCCGAGGACCGCAUGGCAAGCGCAGGGGACCUUCAGGCUUUUGAGGAUGAGCUCUCGAACGCCACCAUCGACCCCAAGACGGGAGACCUCGGAGACAUCAAAAUCGAGGAGCUUCCUGGGCGGGAACAUCUGAACGAGCCUGGGAAUCGCGAUGGACAGACACGGCUGAUUAAAGACGGGCAGAAGGUGGAGGCGUACCAGUGGAGUGUCAGCGACGGUCGCUGGAUGAAAAUCGGCGAUGUCGUCGGGGGCUCAAACCAGCAGACGUCCAAAAGUGUCAUGUAUGAAGGAAAGGAGUACGAUUAUGUCUUCACAAUUGACGUGAACGAGGGCGGUCCGUCCAUGAAGCUGCCUUACAACGUGUCCGAGGACCCCUGGCUGACGGCGCACAACUUUUUACAGAAGAACGACCUCAGUCCCAUGUUCCUGGACCAGGUUGCCAAUUUCAUCAUCGAAAACACCAAAGGACACGUGGUGGGAGCCGCGCAGCCCGCUGGUGGUGACCCGUUCACUGGAGGAGCUCGGUACAUCCCCGGGUCCGCGGACGGACGGCCGAAUUUUGGAGGCGAUCCGUUCACAGGCUCUGGUCGUUACAUCCCAGGCUCCGGCCCUAGCUCGGUUGCUCCUGAAGGUGUGUCAGAUCCCUUCACAGGUGGAGGUGCUUAUUCGUCAGCGGUCCUAAGACCGAAAAGCACCAACAUUUACUUCCCCAAGACUGAUGGCGUGACCUUUGAGCAAGCCAAUAUUUCUCAAAUUGCUGGCAAGCUGAAAGAGCUGAACGCAGGGGCCCCUCAGGAGCACAAACUCUCUGAAGACUUCCUAGAAAGUCUGGAAGGGCUGCUGGUGUCCGUCUGUGGCCCAAACGAGGGCCCGCCGACAAUUCAACAGAUCAGCCUCCUCUGGAAAGCCUCCCACUGGCCUGAAGAUAUUGUGUUUCCAGUCCUGGACAUUCUAAGGCUGGCUGUGCGCCACCCGCAGGUCAAUGAGAGCCUGUGCGGCGAGGCAGAGGGCGUCCAGCUGUGCAACCACCUCCUGAGCCUGAUGAGGCCCGAGGGCCGCGCCGCCAAUCAGAUGCUGGCGCUGAGGAUCCUGUGCAACUGCUUCAGCCGCAGGCACGGCCAAGCGCUCCUCAUGGCCCAGCGCGAAGCCGUGCUGUCGCGGGCCGCCGACUUGGCCGCCGUGUGCAAUAAGAACAUCCACAUCGCUCUGGCCACCCUGGUGCUGAACUACGCCGGCUGCCUGCACAAUCAACCCGACCUGGAGGCCAAAGCGCAGUGCCUGUCUGUGGCCAGCCGGGCGCUCGAGACCGUUCAGGACAAGGAAGCUGUGUUUCGACUGCUGGUUGCGCUAGGAACCACCGUGGCCUCCGACCAAACGGCCCAGGACCUGGCCCGCUCCCUGGGGGUCGGCGCGCAAAUUUCCCUAUACGCAACCGUAUCUGAUCCCUCCAAGCUCGGUGAGUGUUGUCAGCUGCUUUUAAAAGAACUCCAAUGAAAAGGAUAACAACGACAAUCUUCGGAAAAAUCACUUUCUUACUAUGAUGAGUUGUUCUGCUUUUCAUGGUGUGGUGGGAAGUGACUUGUAUGUUCUGCAAUGAAUAAAAAGGACACAAUUUAA
Phycodurus eques (leafy seadragon) is the source of this 2617-nucleotide messenger RNA. RefSeq names its product phospholipase A2-activating protein (gene plaa). Gene Ontology annotation, biological process: ubiquitin recycling; proteasome-mediated ubiquitin-dependent protein catabolic process. Gene Ontology annotation, cellular component: nucleus; cytoplasm. Gene Ontology annotation, molecular function: ubiquitin binding. The transcript has 15 exons. The record is from RefSeq and is a predicted model, not a curated record. Lineage: Eukaryota; Metazoa; Chordata; Actinopteri; Syngnathiformes; Syngnathidae. Bases 92 to 2494 code for a protein of 800 amino acids.